AUGAAUCUGGUGCAAAUAUUGUGCGGAAGAUUCAAGAGUAUUGACUUCAGUCAUACUCCAAGGGCCCAGAAUGAAUUUGCAGACGCAUUGGCCACAAUAACAUCGAUGAUCCAACACCCUAAAAGUACCCACAUUAAUCCUUUAGAGAUCACACUGAUAGAAGAACAGGCUCACUGCGCCCAUGUAGAGGCUGAGCUAGAUGGCCAACCAUGGUACGCCGACAUCAAGGCCUACCUGGAAAAAGGAGAGUAUCCCCCAGAGAGUUCAGCAAAUCAAAAGAAGGCCAUCAGGAGAUUGGCUAAUGGCUUCUUCUUGAAUAAGGAAGUACUAUACAAAAGAACCCCUGACCUUGGGUUUCUCAGAUGCGUGGACACCGAAGAGGCCACAAAAUAG
Molecule: messenger RNA, 393 nt
Organism: Lycium ferocissimum
Lineage: Eukaryota; Viridiplantae; Streptophyta; Magnoliopsida; Solanales; Solanaceae
Exons: 1
Coding region: 1-393 (130 amino acids)
Source: RefSeq, a predicted model, not a curated record